AUUUCUAACAUGUCGUACGCGUUUAUUAACAAGUUACCGUUAAUCAUAUAAAAAUAAAUAUAUUUAACGUGAGUUUAAAAAAAAAUGUGUCACGUGACCAAUACUUUUCAAAACACUCCACACUGCAGCUAGCUUACUUUCUCGCUGCGGACUGCUCGUCGGACAGGAAAAGAAAAACAGGAUGAUGAACAAUCUGCUUCUGCGUUCAUGAUGAAAUGCAGACAGCCGCGAUGGAUCCAGCCGAAGAGCCGCCGUCGAUGUUGUGGGGACUGGACCCCAUCUUUUCUGCCUUCGCCAGGCUGUAUGUCAGAGACAUCCUGCAGAUGACAGAGUCCAUACAGGUGCCAGGUAUUUACUUCUACAACAAGCAUCCCAUCUCCAAAGUUGAUGUACUUGGUACAGUUGUUUACAAGAGAGAAAGAGACGACUUCUUCUGUUAUGGAGUGGAUGAUGGCACUGGUGUUAUAAACUGCCUGUGCUGGAAAAGUGACCUGUUGAAAGAAGAAGGGGGUCCUACUAAACCAAAGAGUAAACACAGUGAUGGAGCUCAGGGAGGCUUCAACCCAGUCGCUGAGCUGGAGAAACUGAGACAGGCCCAGCAGAGCCGCUGUCACCUGGAGAUCGGAGAGCAACUUCGAGUCAGGGGACGAGUGAAGACGUCGAGGCAACAGAGAGAAAUCAUGGCCUCCACUUUCUUGACUCAGACAUCAGCUCCCUCAGCAAGGCAACAAAUAUCAUCAGGGAUUUCAUUAAGCAGAAGUCGGUGGCUAAGUUCAGACCACAUGAUGUUCAGGACCUCCUGCAGCCGCUGAUCUCCAGCCAACCUCAAACAACAUCAGCAGAUCAGGAGCCUGUGGCUGGUCCGUCUGGCUGUCAGCAGCUACGCCAGCUUCUGAAGGAGGUCCUGCAAAUAUUACAGGACGAGGGCACGGUGUUCCGCAAAAUAAAAUCCCAGGAUGAAGUCUA
This is a messenger RNA of Larimichthys crocea (large yellow croaker), 966 nucleotides long. It is a transcript of the gene stn1, whose product is annotated as STN1 subunit of CST complex. Bases 216 to 812 code for a protein of 198 amino acids. The transcript is spliced from 6 exons. Lineage: Eukaryota; Metazoa; Chordata; Actinopteri; Sciaenidae. The record is from RefSeq and is a predicted model, not a curated record.